AUGUCUGCACUGGCGAGGCAUCCUUUAUGUAGGGAUUGCUUGAAAAGGAGCCUUUUAAGGCAUUCUUCGACACAAGCAUCACCGCCAUCAGCAACAGCAUCAACAUCCGAAAGGCCAGAAUCAUCCAUCAAAGAAGGCACCGUAUUGAAGGGAAUAAACGUAUAUGCUGGCAAAUCUGACCCAGUGGCAAUGAAGGAUGCUGACUAUCCAGACUGGCUCUGGACUCUCACUGCUCCAAAACCAAAGGAGCUAGCUACCGAAGACAAACUCAACUUUUCAUAUCUAAGAACUCGAUGGAGGCUCGCAAGCCGACAAAAGAAGAAGCUAUAA
Synchytrium microbalum is the source of this 330-nucleotide messenger RNA. RefSeq lists its product as uncharacterized. The coding region runs from base 1 to 330 and encodes 109 amino acids. NCBI's taxonomy places the organism in Eukaryota, Fungi, Chytridiomycota, Chytridiomycetes, Synchytriales, Synchytriaceae. The transcript has 2 exons. Gene Ontology annotation, molecular function: structural constituent of ribosome. The record is from RefSeq and is a predicted model, not a curated record. Gene Ontology annotation, cellular component: mitochondrial large ribosomal subunit.